Molecule: messenger RNA, 3870 nt
Organism: Drepanopeziza brunnea f. sp. 'multigermtubi' MB_m1
Lineage: Eukaryota; Fungi; Ascomycota; Leotiomycetes; Helotiales; Drepanopezizaceae
Source: RefSeq, a predicted model, not a curated record
AUGGGUAAAAUAAUGAGCGAAUAUGGCAUCAAAAGCCAGUGGCUUACAACCCCGGGAUCGCAAAGUCCAGCUUCAGGGUCGCAAAGUCCAGCUUCACCAAGGCCAGAUCAGAGGCUGCUACCAGAGUCAGAGGCCAAAACUCCGAUAACUCCCGGUAAUGGUCCAUCUCCAUCUCACGAUGAGGAGGCGAAUUCUCAAGAGGGGGAAAAGAAAGCACCUCCCCCUCCGAGGAUUUUCUCUUACUCAACACGCAAUGAUCGGAUUAUACUCGCCGUCGCGACCGCGGCUUCGAUUGCCACUGGUGUGACACUUCCUCUCAUGAAUAUUUGCUUUGCACGCCUUGUUGGGGCAUUUGGUGGACUUCACAGGGAGAUAAAAGAAUCGCCAGAAAGGUUUACACAUGAGAUCAGUUAUGUUGUGAUGGACUUAGUAUACUUGUUUUUCGCUCGACUGGUGCUUAGCUACGUCGCGAUGUUCGGAUUUCGUAUAGUCAGUCUUCGAGUAUCGGCUGCUAUGCGCCUCGCGUAUAUCGAAGCACUUUUUGCACAGCCAAUCUCGGUCUUAGAUGUCCUGCCUUCUGGGCAAACCGCAGCCAUCAUCACCGUGACUGCAAAUAUUUUGCAAGUCGGCAUCUCUGAAAAACUCUCGAUGCUGAUCCAAACUGUUUCUUUGAUGCUCGCGGCUUUAGUUAUAGCAGCUCGCUACAACUGGCUUCUAACAUUGGUCACAAGUACAGGACUGAUCUUCAUCACUUUUGUUUACGGGUACACGAUACCUCGGUACGUGAGAAACAUUAAAGAAGUCGGGUCAGCGGAUCGAGUAUUGUCGAGGAUAGCAAGCGAGACAUUCGGGUCUAUCAGAACGAUUGCUGCGUACGGUGCCGAGGAACAGAUGGCGACGAAAUAUGCUGAAUGGGUUAACAUAUCCAAUGCCAGAGGUCUUCGGAUAUCGCCGUUGAUCGCUCUACAACAGGCCCCAACUUUCUUUGCGAUACAAGCAACCUGCGCACUCGCAUUUUGGUAUGCCGUCAAGCUCUAUAGGGAUUCGUAUAUAACAAGUGUGACCACCAUCAUCGUUGUACUGAUGUCUGUUAUGCUGAUCAUGACUACCUUGGGAAGCACCGCUGCCCCUGCAUCAGCUGCUAUGCAUGCUGCGAGCGCUGCUAGUAUCCUCUUCACUAUCAUAGAUGCUCCGCAACCAAAAACAUCUGGCAGCCGAGAGCCUGAGGUAUCAUCACAGGACAUUGUAUUUGAAAAUGUCAACUUCACAUAUCCAAUGAGGGCCGAUGUCAAAAUCCUCGACAAUCUCAGCGUCCGAUUCCCAGCUGGGAAAACGACUGCCAUUGUCGGAGCAUCGGGGUCAGGCAAAAGUACAAUCAUAGGGUUGGUCGAGAGAUGGUAUGAACUUGACGGAAACAUGACUGAUAAUAUCAUGACCAUGUACUUUCGGAAUGGUACUAUCAAAACGGGCGGCCGACAUUUGCACGAGAUUGAUCUCAAAUGGUGGAGAUCUCAGAUCGGGCUGGUGCAACAAGAGCCCUUCCUAUUCAACGACACGAUAUACAAAAACGUGGAAUACGGAUUAGUUGGGUCCAUGUGGGAGUAUGAUUCUCAUCAGAAGAAGAUGGAAUUGGUGAAGCAGGCGUGCGAAGAAGCUUUUGCAGACGAAUUCAUCACCCGUCUUCCACAGGGCUACAAUACCCCAGUGGGAGAUGCUGGGAUCAAACUGAGUGGAGGACAGCGCCAAAGAAUCGCCAUCGCCCGCAGCAUCGUCAAGCAACCCAAGAUCCUGAUCUUCGACGAGGCAACCAGUGCCAUCGACGUCAAGGGAGAGAAGAUUGUCCAAGCAGCCCUGGAUAAGGUCUCGAGGAACCGGACCACGAUUACUAUUGCUCAUCGCCUAUCAACCAUUAUGAGAGCGGACAACAUCGUGGUUCUUAAGAAGGGCCAGGUUGUGCAGCAAGGCACGCAUGAUGAGCUUUUAGAGGACACUACAGGCCCUUACUGGCAUCUUGCGAACGCACAGAAGUUGUCCCUAGGUAACGAGCAGGUUACGCUGGAAGAAGAAGUGGGAGAUGCAGCUAAGACUACGGAUGCAGCUAUGUUCCAUAUGGUGAGUCUCGAUAACGACAACCGGUUUGUCACCGUAGACAAGGCAUACGUACCGAGAGGCUUUUUCGGGAGCUUUGUGGGUCUUCUUUGGGAGCAAAAGAAACAUCUGAAGUUGUACGUUGCAAUACUGUUGGGUGCUUUGGGAGCUGGAGCCGCAUUACCUAUACAGUCAUACCUGUUUGCGCAUCUGCUCUCAAUUUUCAAUCUCACGGGUGAAAGGUUGAGCGAAGAGACGAGGUGGUGGUGUCUCAUGCUCACCGCACUAGCGGUAUUCGCCGGCCUGAGUUUCUUCAUUCUCGGCUGGUCAGCCAACACCGUCUCAUUCCACAUCACCUCCGCUUACCGCAAAGAGUACUUCGGGAACGUACUCCAGAAGCCCAUCUCCUUCUACGACCAAGAGGAAAACUCCAUCGGCUCCCUCACUUCACGCAUGGCCAGCGACCCUACGCAGCUCCAACAGCUGCUCGGCAUCAACAUGGCAUUCGUCUACGUCUCGAUGUUCAACCUCGUCGGCUGCCUCGGGCUGUCUUUCUAUUUCGGGAUCGAGCUGGCGGGGCUCGCUGUCGCUUCCAGCAUGCCAAUCAUCCUCGCGGCCGGAUACUUCCGCUUCCGCUACGAGAUUCAAUUCGAGGAGAUGAACUACAGUGUCUUUGCCGAAAGCUCGAAAUUCGCGACGGAGUCGAUCGGAGCCUUCCGCACGGUCAGCUCGCUUACCCUCGAAGACGAGAUCUCGGGGAGGUAUAAGAAUCUGCUGCAGACCCAUAUCCGGAAGGCGCUCCGCAAAGCGGCUCCUUCCAGUUUCGUGUUUGCCUUGUGUGAAAGUGUGCCUCUUCUCUGCAUGGCUUUUGUGCUCUGGUACGGUGGGAAACUUCUGGCGAAAUUCGAAUACGAACCUUUCAACUACCACAUUGCCCAAGCUUCAGCGGCAGCGAACCGAAUCUGCGGAAUGAGACCCGGAAUGAUUUUUAAGCCUAAAGGCAAAACGCUUGAGUUUGCAAUAAGAUCGGAAAAGGACGGCGCAAGUGAGGUCCGAGGGGUGAAGCUUGAAUUGCGCGACGUUUGGUUCCGCUACCCAACUCGCGAUGUUCCCGUACUGCAAGGUCUGGACAUGACCAUUGAAGCCGGUCAAUUCGCCGCGAUCGUUGGCCCCUCAGGGUCCGGAAAGACAAGUAUCAUCUCCUUGCUUGAAAGGUUUUACGAGCCCGACCGCGGCUCGAUCCUCCUCCGCAACACGGACAUCACCAAGCUCUCCCUCUCCUCCUACCGCGCGGCCUUCUCGCUCGUCGCCCAAGAAGCCUCCCUCUUCUCGGGCAGCAUCCGGUCCAACGUCCUCCUGGGCGUCGAUCCCCAGCGCACCCCGGACGAGGCGCUCCACCGCGCCUGCCAGCAGGCCGACAUCCACGACUUCAUCACGUCGCUGCCGGACGGCUACGCGACGGAGGUCGGGACGCGCGGCAUCGCGCUCUCGGGCGGGCAGAAGCAGCGACUCGCCAUCGCGCGCGCUCUCAUCCGCGACCCGCGCGUGCUGCUCCUGGACGAGGCCACGAGCAACCUCGACUCCGUGACGGAGCGCGAGGUGCAGGGCGUGCUGGAGCGCACGGGCCGCGGGCGGACGAUGGUCGUGGUGGCGCACCGGCUGGCCACGGUGCAGAAUGCCGAUGUCAUCUUUGUCGUGGAGGGCGGGAAGGUCGUGGAGAAGGGGAAUCAUGCCCAGCUGUUGAAGCGGAGAGGAGUUUACUGGCAGAUGACGAGACCGUGA